UCUUAUUUCUUUUCUUUACAGAAUGGGGGAUCAAAUUAUUUCGGCAUCAGAAGAAAAUAAUUCAUCAUCAGAAGUUAAGAAUUCGGCAUCUACCCAAUCAAGCAAUGAAUCUAAUUAUGAUACUCUCUUUGCUUCGAGGUACACAAAUAAUGAUGAUGAAUACAAAAGAGCGUCCAUAACCAUUUCGCAUGAACCAAUUUGUCUCUCAUCUUUGGGGUUGCAACAAUCAAAUGAAUCAGGACGUUUAUAUUCAAGAAUAAAUCAAGAGAGAAAUUAUGAGGAUCGGAAUUGGCGUCAUACUCCAUAUUGGAGAAGAGGGAGAGGAAAUGUGGAAGAAAAUUGGAAUAAUCGAAGAGAUUACAGGAGACAAUGAAGA
Messenger RNA from Meloidogyne enterolobii, 376 nucleotides. Lineage: Eukaryota; Metazoa; Nematoda; Chromadorea; Rhabditida; Meloidogynidae. The record is from the annotation of a GenBank genome assembly.